Schistosoma spindalis is the source of this 4086-nucleotide messenger RNA. NCBI's taxonomy places the organism in Eukaryota, Metazoa, Platyhelminthes, Trematoda, Strigeidida, Schistosomatidae. The record is from the annotation of a GenBank genome assembly.
GGGUCGCCUUUGGGCGUGUAACUGGCGGUUAUCUCCAUCCUGUCGUAUCUCCAACUCAUCUGUUACGACCUGUUCUUGCUAAGAUGAUGCAAUUUUUGAUCUUGUUUAGCCGCCAGGGAAAAUUAAGGCUUCAGAAGUGGUAUAUUUCCUAUUCUGAAAAGGAAAAGAAAAAAAUUUUACGCGAUCUCACUACAAUUGUGCUUUCACGAAAGCCAAAAAUGUGUUCAUUUAUUGAAUGGAAGGACUUGAAAGUUGUUUAUCGUCGGCACGUUCAUUCCUGUUUUAUAAUUAACGUUUUUAGUUAUGCUAGUCUAUACUUCUGUGCUGCAGUUGAACCCCAGGACAAUGAGCUAUUGACUUUGGAAAUAAUCCACAGAUAUGUGGAACUUUUAGAUAAGUAUUUUGGUAGCGUAAGUUGAGCCUCUAGAGCUUUCAUGUUACUUCAGUAUAUUUUCAUAACAUUGCGCAGGCAGGUUAUCCAUAUUCUAACCGUAUAAAUAAAAAUCAAGACGUUUCAAAUGACCCUAUUUUUGUGCUUGUUGGAACCCAUAACAGUUAUAAAAUUUAUUCUCAGAGAAACCUCGUGUUGGUUGUAGUCUGCUUAAAUGAAAUUAACUUUGUAUCUGGGUAGGUCAAACUAAAACCGAUUUAAAUGGGACGUUAAGUUUUAUAGUAAAUCGAGUGCCUUACCAGGAGAAUUUUAGCUCUUGUAGUUAUUAGAGUUAUUUGGAAAGGGUUAGCCUCAGUAUUUCUCCACUUUCAGACAGUAGGUUGCAGUUCCGAAACCCGCAUCACUUAAUUCGGUUUGGGUAGCUGUGGUGUAUCAGCUCGGCGCCGAAAGCUGCGGGUUGCAUAAAAACACGUAUACAUGUUGAAAGGUAACAGCAGUUGAACUGUAACUUUGUUGUAGCUUUUAAUCAAUCUAAAGCUUCAAUAGAGUGCUACGCAAUUAGGUAAUAUGUAUAUAUGACCAUAAUGGUACGGCCGAAAGUGGGGAGAGUCCGCUCUCCCUCUCGAAAUACUCUCACAUGGACACGCGUAUAUAGCCUCUGUCAGGGAAUUCCUACUCACUGCCUUCUCGAGGACGAAAAGCGAAUGUCCUGCGCUUUAACCGGAUCCCAAACCAAUGGUGCACAUGGGCUCCAGUACCCUGAGGGAACAAAUGGCGUAUGAACCAUGGAACUGCACCUCCUUACGAUGCUCCACUGCCUUGUGGGUCAGACAUUCAGGUCGAAGGCUUGGGGUGUGGUCCCCUAAGACAACCACCUGCUUCGGUUUGGGCACCCGAGCAGUAUCACAGCCCUCACACAUAUCAAUUGAGAUUUGUGUGGCGCAUAUAUAUUUGGUGCCUCCUUGUACCAAUAUCUAUGUGUUAAAAUAAAUAAAUAAUCACCUUUUUCAGGCAUAAAUUCUUGUACAUUUUGUUAAAAAACCUAUAGAACGAAAAAAACUCUCUUCAAUUAGUUUUUUAUCAUGGUUUCAUAUUAAUGUAUUUCGCAAUAGUGAGAUAGUACCCAUCGAGUAGUUGUACUACUCAAUAAAUAUAUAAUGCCUCGAUUAUCAAAUACUACUGAGUAGUCGGAACAAGAAAAUUAUAAUAAAAGCAAUUGUCCGGAAAAUCGUACGGUUGCUACAUUGCAUAAUUACGUAAAGCAACUACUCGAUCAUUAUUAUUUUAUUGUAAGUCAUUCAUAUAUAUAUCGGUGUAGAGCCAUGAUGGAAAAAUAGUUGAAUAUUAAUUUUAUUCUUUCUAUUCGUUCUUUUUACUAAAUUUUAAGAUGGGAUCUUCACUACUCUCGUACUUUUUUUACUUGUUCGUUUAAAAUUGGUUUAAAUUCGUUUCAAAAAUUGCUUCCACUGCUUUUAAGCUAAAUUUUGAUCUGUAGAUUGGAAAUGCAAUAAGCCAAGAUGUUAGUGUAAUGCUUUAUAUGUUUUAACUUACUGCCACAACCACACUUGAUACUAUGAACCAUAGAAAGAUACAAAUUCUUCACAAUAUAAACAACCAGCGUGCUUCAGGUAGAUACGUUCUCAUGGAACACAACUUCAUAAGGGUUUGUUCAGCGAUCGGAUAAGCAAGAUCGGGUUCCAGAAUUUGAUGGAUUACGUGAUAGAUUGUAUACUUUAUAACUAGCUCCAGAAGUUUAUUUGGAUUAUUGAAUACGCUCUUGUUCUUUCUCACUCUCAUUUGUCUUUCCCUGGCCUUUAAUCAUUUAUCUUUCGCUGCUAUGAUUUUCUCUUACUAAGUGAAACAGUUAAAAGUAAUUUACAUUUCCACUGUAAUUGUUAUUGUUUCUGCUUCCAAAACUUGCUGUGCCCUAAUAUCUUUCCAUCUCUUGGUUUAAACGAAAAAUAUUUCGUAAAUAGUAAAACACUAUACGAUAAUUUUAAGCAUUUGAGUGGAGGUCAAUAUAACUCAAUAGCCAAGUACAUUCUUCGUACUCAACCUAGGAUCACACUCUACGAACUACCCAAAACAAAGUAGAUAAGGCGAGUUUCUAACCUCAAACUAACUGCUUCAAAGGUUGAGUGCGCACGCUAUUGAAUACCAACUUAGCGUAUUUAAAAUUUUGUCAUUAAAAUGUCGAUCAAAUAUAAGAAAUCACCAGUUUUUUCUUUAUACGAUAAAUAAUAUGACUUAUAUUUUCGAUUAGGUAUGUGAACUCGACAUUAUAUUCCAUUUUGAAAAGGCAUACUACGUAUUAGAUGAGUUUAUGUUAGGAGGAGAAGUUCAGGAGACUGGCAAAGAAAGCGCUUUAAACGACAUUGACAUGCAAGAUUUAAUUCAGGAGGUAAGUUGAGUUUCAAUCUCAUAUUUGCAUAUUGUAUUCCUCAUUUUAUUGUACUUGCUUUGUUACCCUUUUUAUCAAUAAAUAUUUAUCUUAAUAUUAUUUAAAGGAAGAGGCACCUCAAGGAUUUUUCGAAGAACAAGGAGGAGUGUAAAACCAAAGAAGAACAAGCUGAUAUAAGUGUGGUCGAUGUUUCUGGAUUUUAAAAUCAUUUCUGUUUCCUUCAGAGAUAAUAAAUUAUUUGUUUGACUUCUAUAUACAUUCACUUCAGGAUAAGUAUGUGAUGUGUUCGUAAUUAAAUUGUGCAAAGUACUCAAAAAUUAUUUACUUCUUGCAAACUUUUUUUAAUUUGUCUCUGCUCACUUUUCUGUUGUUUUGAUUAAUUUUCAAAUAUAAAUUCUAGCCUCUCUCAGCAAACAUGUAUACAUUUGAGUUAAUUCUUUUUGUUCAUUCCUUUUACUAAAUUAUCAGUUAACUUUCUUUAAUGUAAUUUCCCCACAUAUGCCUUCCAUCUAAAAAAAGACAUCCUACUGCUCAAACCAAUUUUGCAUAUCAUUAUUUUACAAGAAAAUAUUACUAUUACCUCCGAUAAUACGAUUUACUUCCUGUGGUGGUUUUUUAUAUUUGAUCAACAUUCCAAGUAAAUUUAAUUAUUUAUUUUGUAUUAUUAGCUCUGUUUUGUAAUGGUGAUAACUUUUAUUUUUAAAUAGUUUCAUUGUAUCGUUUUUGUGACAUUUACUUCAAUGAAAACGGUUCUUUCAUUUUGUUUUUUUAAAAAUGCAUUUUAUAUAAUGUUUGUAUUUUUCUGAGUCAUUGUUUUAACUUUCCUCUGUUCAAUAUGUACGACUGCUCAAACGCUGUGAUGAUAAUUAGUAUACAUUUGGUAGUAGGAAUGAGUAAUUAUAAUAAAUAUUACUGACUAGACUAACCUUAAAGUUCACACUGUUAUAUUGUCUGUUAUAGUGUUAACUUGAUGUUAUUGUGUGGUGAAAUGUACUGAAACUAUCGUAUUUGUAUAUAAUGAUCUGGCUAACAACCACAUUUAUAAAUUUGUACACAUUUCAUUGACCUCAUGUGUUCCUUCAAAAUGUGCAUGAUUAUUUACAGACCUUAAAACUCAGUAUUAAAGUAGAAAAAAUAAUUUAAACCGUAGCUUUUAUUCAGGUAAAUUAACAUAACAGCUUUUGUUUAUGUUAGACAUUUCGUGUCUGGAAAAAAAAACAGAAUAGUUGUUGAAGGUUGUAAUGAUCUAAAACUGACUAGCCAGUGACACUUAAAAGAAACACAGAAAUCGAUG